CCACGGUGGAGGCCAGGGCCGGGUGUUUGCACAGGGACGCACUGUUCCAGCCUGGUGCCAAGAAUGCUUCGGAAGCUGGAAAUCCAGAAGGAGGAAGAUCUGCAGUCAGUAUGUGAAGUGGCUGCCCACGUGUUCAGUGAUGGAGUAACAAACUGGGGUCGAGUGGUGACGCUCAUCUCAUUUGGUGCCUUUGUUGCAAAACACCUGAAAAGCAUAAACCAGGAGAAGUGCAUCAGCUCGCUGGCAGGGAUCAUCACGGACGCGCUCGUCUCAUCUAAGCGCGAGUGGCUAAUGAGCCAGGGAGGCUGGGAGGGCUUUGUUGAAUUCUUUCGAGUCGAGGACCUAGAAGGCAGCAUCAGAAAUGUACUGAUGGCGUUUGCAGGUGUGGCUGGACUGGGAGCAAGCUUGGCCUACAUGAUCCGGUGAGCCAGGGUAUGCUGCAGAGGGACAAAACUCUGGGUGGACCGGCUCUGUUUGGGGCUGGUGAGCUGAUCACUUCCUCCUGUGAGUACUUAUGAAGCUGGACUUGAGUGACCCAGGGAGAAUAUCUAGGCAUCUUCUUGAGCAAUCCUUUCCUAAGAAGGAAGGUGUGAUCCGGUCAGAUUGUGGGUACCAAUGAGGAUUGAUUGCUUUGGGAACAGAAAGUGGAAGAAUUUAUAUUCUGCUUCCUUCAAGAGGAUGAUGACAGAAAGCUCAAGUGGACUGCUUCAGUUUUAUCCCGGAGGGAACCGAUCUGCUUAGCAGCAAGCCAGUGAGCACCAGCAGCUCUUGUCUGGACUGAAGCCUCCUGGGCUUGGCACAGCAGCUGUGUGUGGAGCAGAUGUUUUAGGGUUGUGGUUGUGGGUUUCUGGAAAUAGCAUCUUCUGCUGCUGGUGUCCUGCCUAAACUUGUGGCUUUUCUGUUGGAGCAGAAGCAUUGAAUGCCGGGUGUUGUGCGAGCCUGCGCCUGCCCCCAGGUGUGCUGGUGAGCAGGCCUUCAGCUGCUGCCGGCUCUGCACGCAUCCGCCCUCCAGAAGUGGUAGAGCUGCGCCAGCAGCCAAGACGUGCCACCUGCUGCCAGAACAUGGGGUGCUGGAGCCCUGCAUGGCCUCUUCCCUCCCAGCAGGGCUUCAGCCAGGUCACUGAGCAGGCAGGGGAGCAUCGGGGGGCAGGAGGGGUGCGGCGGGGCUCAGGGCAGUAACCACAGCCAGCUGCGGUGCGGCUGCAUUGGCCUGUCUGGCUGAUCUCGGCUACACUGAUGCGACUCACCACACACAAGCAGUUUAAAAAUAAGGAGUGCAUUUGUAAGUAUGUAAAACCCCACAUGGGUUGGGGAGGCUGUAGAGAACCUGUAAAUAUCUAUAAAUCUGUAGAAUAUGUACAUUUUUACAGAGUUAAUGAUACAAAAUGGAGGAAUUUUCAGUGUGGUAGAACUGCUUAUGGGUGCACUGUACUUCAUUCCUCAUGUGAAGUAGCAUUUUUGUGGCGAAGCCUUCUCCUGCCUUGACUCCAAGUGAGCCUUUCUCUGAUGCACUUGAGCAACAUUGCCAGGGAGUGUAGCAAGGAUCAGUGGCCUGGUGGACUCUCAUUGUGCCCACGGCUUGCUGGCAACAGUUGAUGUUUCUGUUCAUUAUAAUCUUUUUGGUUAUUCUAGCCCUUCUAGCGGGUGGGGAGCUGUGGAAGUCGUAUCAGUUGCUUCCUUGUCUUCCUUUCAUUUUGAUGCUCUAAGCCAUGAGUCGAACGAAAAUGAUGUUUGAAUGUAAAUGUCCUGGAGCAGAAUAAAACUCGUCGGCUUGGAUCUGCAGCUUGUGCGAGUCCGUUGGUGCCGGCCCUGGCCUUGGUCCCUGGUCCCCAGCUGGUAGUGUUGCUUCUCAGUGGGCUUGCAGUGCUCGUCCGCCUUGUGCCCUCCGACCGUGGAUUGGUUGGUUCUUGGGGAGCUCUACUCUCUGGGACCCGGUCCUGCACAGCGAGGAACAUCCUCGUCCACGGUGCUCGACCUGCAGCCCGAGUGAUGCCCAAUGGAAACCCAAGUGGAGAGCUGAAAGAUGGUGCUAUUGUCAGACCUGCUUGUUUGCUGAACAAGCACUUAGUUUUGUCAAUAAAUGUCUUUGCUCAA
Molecule: messenger RNA, 2094 nt
Organism: Aptenodytes forsteri (emperor penguin)
Lineage: Eukaryota; Metazoa; Chordata; Aves; Sphenisciformes; Spheniscidae
Gene: MCL1
Product: BCL2 family apoptosis regulator
Exons: 3
Coding region: 64-426 (120 amino acids)
Biological process (GO): positive regulation of apoptotic process; extrinsic apoptotic signaling pathway in absence of ligand; mitochondrial fusion
Cellular component (GO): mitochondrial outer membrane
Molecular function (GO): channel activity; protein homodimerization activity; protein heterodimerization activity
Source: RefSeq, a predicted model, not a curated record